AUGACACGAAAAUCGCUCAGUCGGUUACAUCACUCCGAUGAUACGAUUCGAAUUCCCUACCUGGCGAAUCGGAAAGGGUCGGUUUGGAGAGAAGAAAAUCCGGGAAAAGGAGAAAGAUACUGGGAUGAAGUGUUCCGGUUGGAGGUUGAGGACUUAAAGGACAUUGAUGACUAUGGACUCCUUCUCUGUACGGGCCGAGUACCGAAGAGUCAGAUUCGGGUCUUUCAAUCAUCCCGCAAGAGCGAGGGCCGCUCUCUACUCGCGAGGGAUGAGAUGGAUUUUAGAAGAUGGCUUGCCCGGUCCUCAAGAGGGGAGAUCGUUUUAUUGGCCAGGAAGAGUUUUUUGUCGUCCAGUGACUUUUUGUCUUAG
Nezara viridula (southern green stink bug) is the source of this 369-nucleotide messenger RNA. NCBI's taxonomy places the organism in Eukaryota, Metazoa, Arthropoda, Insecta, Hemiptera, Pentatomidae. The record is from the annotation of a GenBank genome assembly.